Penicillium robsamsonii is the source of this 303-nucleotide messenger RNA. RefSeq lists its product as uncharacterized. The record is from RefSeq and is a predicted model, not a curated record. The transcript has a single exon. Lineage: Eukaryota; Fungi; Ascomycota; Eurotiomycetes; Eurotiales; Aspergillaceae. Bases 1 to 303 code for a protein of 100 amino acids.
AUGCCGAAGUCUACUCCCUAUAUCCGCGAGCGGAUAUGUGAGCUAAAGCGAUCAGCAAAAUGGGGUGCUAAACGUAUCCAAAAAUACGCUUUUCCCAAUAUUCCUCUCUCGACUAUCCACUAUACCUUACGGCAGGGCGCGAAACGCUGUCACGGUGUAUCUAUUACUCGCUCUAGGGCACCUCGUAAGCUGACGGAGGAAGACCGAGACCGUGUGUACGAUAUAAUCCAGAAUAACCCUAGUAUUACCCGUGAAGAUCUACUUACUGAGGUUAAUUAUAAGGUUAAGGCCUUCUUAAUCUAG